Molecule: messenger RNA, 2247 nt
Organism: Clonostachys solani
Lineage: Eukaryota; Fungi; Ascomycota; Sordariomycetes; Hypocreales; Bionectriaceae
Source: the annotation of a GenBank genome assembly
AUGCAGGCUCUCACCGUUUUUGGCGCCGUCGCCGGCAGCAUCUCCGCCGCGUCCGACGUCCUCACAGCCCUUGAUCAUGCCGUGUCCACGGCGGCAAAGGUCAAAGAUGCCCCUCAGCAGGCCGUCGCCACCCUACGGGAUGUGCGUAUGAUGCGGACCAACAUGGUUCGCUUCCAGCAGCUGCUGGACAGCCAGAGCCAUCUUCGCGAUAGAGGCGUAUACAUUCCGCUGGACGACACUCAGAAUACGUUUACAGAUUGCAUUACAUCCCUUGACGAGUUAGAGAGUCUGUUGAAGCCACUAUCGGACCCGGAUUUGAAACCAUUGGAUCUUGUCGCCCGGUUGGAGUGGGUGAUGAAGGACAAGCGCAUCGAGGCUCUGUCCAAGCGAGUUCACGAUGCGCAGUCUUCUCUGGGCCUCAUGCUUACUAUUCUUUCCAACGAAUCUCUGCUCGAGGUCCAAAAGGCUCUAGCCGGGCUCUCUGAGCUCACCAAAACAAUCAGCGGCAACGUCGCCCAUCUAAAUCGGCGUAGCAUCAGCACCAAAUCAGAAAGAUCAUCCCGAGUGGCGAAGGAAAACGAGGACGAAGGAGACGUCAACUCUACCAUCAGGCCUCUCUCGGCCCUCAGGCGAGCAUCGUAUGCAGCCUUGGUGUCACGGCCUGAUUCUGUCAUCAUCCCGAGCACCGUAGCGGAGGAACCUGUCGAAGAGACGGAUGAAGAGAAGGCCGUCAACAUUGUGGCCCGAUUUGCCUUCGAAGCUGCAUUGGAGAGCUCUCGGGCGUACCGACGAGCGCCAAAAUGGGAUCUGGAUGACGUUUCCUUUCGCUCGUCCGUUAUGAACCCACAUGCCUGGUCUCUUUUCUCCAAGAUGUCGUGUCUCAGUCUGGGCGAUGUUUCCAGAAUCUCUGUCAUUGCGUUGCCUCUCUUCUCCACAGAUUUGCGCAACUCUAAGCACUACCAAUUUGGGAUCACCGAAGAAGAAAUCGACCCCAUCCAGACCGAGAAGGAUGAGCCAGACUCUCAACAACCACGUCCGACGCUCCGAGUCACACCUGUUCCUUCUCCUACCCCUCUGCCGUCCUAUGUUUAUGGCCCGGUUCCACCCACCCCCUCCAAGACAGGCGCUACUCGCGUUCUCAAGACUUUGAAGAAAGCUCUAAGUCCCGUCGCAAAGGCAUUAGAUCCUGAUAGGAAGUCGCCUGAUAUAGGCAAGAGGUCGACCAGUCCGACCAGUAUCCCAACGGCACCACACACUCCCUUUGGGCCGGCUUUAUCUCCUACCUUGAGUCAGCAACCAGAUGAUGCCAGAAGCAUCAGGUCAGAAAAUUCGGUCCACACUUUGGGUGAUCUAAGCCAACUCAAGCUUAAUGAAAAUGAACUCUACCUCUUUCACUCGAACGGAGUGCCCUGCCAUAACCUAAUACUAGAGUCCUUCGAUGAGGACGAGGGUUUUCUGGAUGUAUUUCGCUGCGGCAAGUGCAAGGCUUCGCUGGCCAAUAUGUCCAAAAGGGAAUUCAAUGGAGUACCGAAAUUUGAGAUUUGGUGCGGCGCCCAGACAUGUCUGACUUCAUCAGAGCUCAUGCCAUGCCCAUGUCAUGCCAAGAUUAUAGAGGUAGGCUUGCCAACAGACAAGUAUAUCGGCUGCAGGCUGCCCUUCGAGAAAGAGAUCAAGUGUUCGCGUUGCUUCGACCUCUGUCCCGAUUGUGUUCCUGUCAACCACGACACCUUCCCGGAGGGCUACGGGAUCUUCGAGCUCCAGAGCGUAUAUCUCAAGGCUCAGCAGUGGCUAUUUGCAAAUGUUUGGAGGGAUGACGAGACAUCAGGGUGGGAAAAGCAGCUCAACUAUCACUUGUCCCAGAUCGAAAUCCGGCUACGCCUCUGCCCCGUCUCGAAUCCUGUCGUUGAGCGGUUCAAGUGGAUUCUAGAUGCCCGGCAGAGGAUCCUAAACUGGAGGAAAGGCAUUCUACCUACCUGGAGAGAGAUGAACAACCUUGUCGCCCAGGGAUCCGACUUUUAUAAAGGGCCUAUGCAAAAUAUGAUGGAUGCCAUGGAAGAGUCAGAUGCUUUCCUUGAGCGCGAGAUGGAUCAAAAUAUAGAUCUUGUGCCCGGAUUAGCAGUGAUUAGACGGAAAGACUCGAUUGAGUCUGACUCAGAUAUUGGCGAGCAGUGGUUCGCCAUAAUAGGGAACGGUAACAUGCAAAACGACAACACGCCAAACGAGCUGGCAGUAGGAAUCGCUCUCUGA